AAAUAAAAUAAACAGAAGUCUUCCAUUGACCCAAGAAAAGAGAGAAUGUUUCCAUUCCCUAUACCAGAGGAUCAAAAUGAUCUGCAUUCAUAUUUUCUGACGAUCAGCUCCAAAGGAAAACUACAAACUUGGUUUUCUUACAUAGCAUUAGCAGAUAACGAUCUUAGGCGGUAAAAUGGAAGGAAUCAAUGAAGCUCCAAAUGACAUAGACAACCCCUAUGAUCCAUUACUCGAGGAGUUGCGUAACUUGUUACCCCUGUCCCCUUUGCGGUGCAUCUAUAGAGUUCCUGAGCGACUACGGCAGGGAAAUGAGAAAGCAUACACACCUCAAGUAGUCUCCAUAGGCCCACUUCACCAUGGCAAGGAACACUUAAAAGCCAUGGAAGAGCACAAAAAAAGGUACCUGCGACAUUUUCUAAGUCGAACUGGGGUAAGCUUCUUUGAUUAUAUACAAAUGAUAAAGGAGCAAGAGGGAAGGUUGCGAGGUUUUUAUGCAGAAUCCAUUGAGUUUAGCAGUGAUCAAUUUGUAAGAAUUGUUUUGGUGGAUGCUGCCUUCGUCAUUGAGUUCUUAUUGAGGAACUAUUCUGUAAAUUUUCGAGGUGAAGAUGAUUACAUUUUUAACAAACCAAUGAUGAAGCGGGAUGUGCGCCCAGACUUGCGGUUGCUUGAAAAUCAGCUGCCAUUCUUCAUUCUUCAGGUUCUUUUCAACACCACUUUUUCUUCUGCAAAUCAGCGGCCUUCGUUACUUGAAAUUUCCUAUUUUUUUAUCAAGAGCGCAAUCGAUAGCAAGGGAAAAGAAGACAGUUUUGACAAAAUACGUUCUUCUGGGGUAGAAGUACAACAUUUUGUUGAUCUGAUAAGAACUCUAUACCUACCGAUGAAAUCAAAAGCUAUAAAGAAAUUUAAAACCACAGCCGCACCCAACAUCACAGAGCUACUCCAGGCUGGAGUGAAGUUUGCGGCAGGAACCGGCCACAGCUUAUUUGACAUAAAAUUCUCUGGUGGGAUCCUCGAAAUUCCGAAGAUAACUAUAAAUGAUACCACAAAUAUGACACUCAGAAAUCUCCUUGCUUUUGAACAAUGCCAUACCAAAGAGGCAAAUUACCUAACUAAUUAUGUUUUCCUCAUGAAGCGUCUCGCGAAAACCCCAAAGGAUGUGGAAUUGCUUGUUGAGUAUGGAAUUAUUGAAAAUUGGCUAGGUGAUACCAAGAAGAUAUCUACUUUGCUCCAUGACCUUGGCACUAGGGUCAUCGUUAGCAACCACUAUUAUGCCGCUCUUUGUGAAGAUCUGAACAACUACUGCAGAACUCCCAGGCACAAAUGGAUGGCAAAUUUGAGACAAAAUUAUUUUAACUCGCCUUGGUCCAUUAUUUCUGUUGUUGCAGCUGUUAUUCUCCUCAUACUCACUUUCAUACAAACUGUGUGCUCUAUCAAAUCUACUGCUUAAGCAUCAACGACCGCAAGUGUCUCCUUCUCCGGAGGAUCUGCAAGUCUCUCCUUCACCGUAUCCUCCGUAUCCUUACAAGUCUAGCCUAGUCUUUGAGAGUACAGAGUUUGCAUUAGCUAUCUCAGGUUUCCUUGAAGCGAGUGUAAUAGAUGUUCCAACAAAAUAAAGUAUAGAAGAGUGUGAUUUUAAAUUGGUUGUUUUUAUUCCACAAGAAGUGAAGAUUUCCAUUAAAAUGUUGCUUUAAGCAUCACUUUACUGAUCUUAGUAAAGACAUCAAUGCAUAACACAGAAGUGCAAGGCAAUGUUGAAACAAUACUCUUUCAA
Molecule: messenger RNA, 1771 nt
Organism: Malus domestica (apple)
Lineage: Eukaryota; Viridiplantae; Streptophyta; Magnoliopsida; Rosales; Rosaceae
Product: UPF0481 protein At3g47200-like
Source: RefSeq, a predicted model, not a curated record